Messenger RNA from Diospyros lotus (date-plum), 3371 nucleotides. RefSeq lists its product as uncharacterized. Bases 51 to 1235 code for a protein of 394 amino acids. NCBI's taxonomy places the organism in Eukaryota, Viridiplantae, Streptophyta, Magnoliopsida, Ericales, Ebenaceae. The transcript is spliced from 15 exons. The record is from RefSeq and is a predicted model, not a curated record.
CUCUCUCUCUCUCUCUCUCUCUCUCUCUCUCUCUGUGAGCGGCAAAAGAAAUGGAAGAGCUGAAGACGCUGGAGCGAGCUCAGAGGACUCUACAGCUGAUGCAAUCACGAGGCGACAACAAUCCAAACGAUCCCGAUUCCGAUCGCUUCCUCGCCAAUCUGAUCCUCCUUCUGCUACAUCCAUGUGGUGAACUCAACUUGGAGAAAAAGUGUCAGCUGAUAUAUGAGAACUUGACCGAGAUUUCUGCUGUGUUUCUUGAAGAAGCAUUGCCCUGCCCCAGUGAAGAAGCCAAUUCUCAAGAUAAGUCUGGUUUUGAUUCAUUUCAAACUAAGCAUGAAGACAUGGCUAUGGUUGGUCUGACGGCAAUGCAAGAUGCAAAGUCUACAUUGGAAGAUUUUUGCAGAUCCUAUUUCAUGUUUCAUGACAUGGAUGUUAACAAGCCUCAAUCAAUAUUCAGAUAUUUACCAAUUCUUUCAUUCACAGAAAGCUAUAUAUAUCAGUUGGAUAGAUUAAAUGAGAAAAUACUGAAAUUGCCAACUGAAGAAGUUACAGAUUUAGAACGACAGCUUCAUAUGGAAGCUAAUCAAAGCUGCCCUAUUAAGUUCAUAGAGCUUUUUAAAACUGAUCCAUUCAGACCUCUAUGUCUUCUACUUGAGCAUCAUGGAAAUUUGAAUGAACGAAUAAAAGAGGAAUUCAAGCAUGGCAAAGAAUAUUGGGCUUUAGAGAGAAAGCUCUGUUGUGGGUUAACAAGCAAUAAGAAGAUUGUAGUUGAGGAUGUGAUGAGAGCAAUUCAUCUAAAGUCAUUUGAUUAUCGGGUGCUGAAUCUUCUUUUAUACCAAUUAAGAGGAGAAAAGGUCAAUGAACUGCACAUGGAAUUCCUAUCAGUUUCUGAAUUCCUUGUCGAGCUUUCUGAUGAUUUGUUUGACUAUGAGGACGAUGUGUUGGAGAAUAAUUUCAAUGUUUUGCGCAUGUUUGUCAGAAUAUAUGGAGCUUCCACAGCACCAACCAUGCUGGCAAAAUGCAUUAGUGAAGCUGAACAGAAGUAUGAUCAGGCAAUGAAAGCUUUGGAUCCCAAACUGUCAGAGAAUUACCAAAAGAGAUGUGAAGAAGCCACUAAAGAAGGGGGUAAAAUAUCUGGACCUUCUCUUGGCACAUGGGUUAUACCUCCAGUAAUUGAAGAUGAGGAUUCAUAUCGAUCUGAAUUCAGGAAUUCCAAGGGGUUGGGCUCAGGCUGACAUAUAAUCAUCAGAAGCUACACCGGAUCGGUACUGAACCAGAAAGCGUAUGAAAACGAAAAAUGAUGAAUGAAAAUAUCUAUCCAUCCAAUCUUCAAGGACAAGUCGCUGCAGUGAACGCUUGCCAGCCAGCCAAGCCAGCCUCCUUUAUUGGAUUUGUUAUUCAUCAGUCUCGUCAGUACGCUUUCUUUCUCUUCCAUUAUCAUAAUCCGAUCAUAUUAGUUCUUUAUCCAAAUGCUCUCUGUAUAUAUAUAUAUAUAUAUAUAUAGAACUUGUUCAAUUCAAUCAUAGCAUAAGCAUUUACUUAUGUAUUUAUAUUUGUGAAAAUAGAUUGUCUUGUGAUUGUGAGGCAUUUUGGUUGGAAAUUGAAAAUGGUGGAAUGGUCUUAGUCGCAUUUAAGAUUGAUGGAUCAGUCCUGAAGGACUGAAUUAUUCAUGGAUCCAUCAUUCAUCAUCAUUAUCAAGAAUAGAAAUAGAUCCCCUUCACUUGAUGCUGCACAAGGCAAGAGCUGUAAUGGUUGGUUGGCCCGGUCAAUCCGUAUAACUGCUUUUAAUGGGUCCUGAAACUGUGUUUAAAAUCCCAAUGGAUUUUAUUUACCAUCUUAUUUUUUAUUAUUAUAAGAUUUUGUAACUCUUAGUAUCUAAGAGUUUUUUUUUAUUUUUACAUCUUUUUAGCAUUUCUCUUAGUAUCUUGUUUUCAUUUCAUUUAGGGAUAUUUUCGAUGAAUAUUUCGUGAACAAGUUUCGUUUGAUUUUAUACCUAUAGAUACGGGGAACAAUUCGUAAACAAAUUUGGUAUAGGGAUAUUUUCGGUGAAGUUUGUUUUUAAAAUAAACGAAUUAAACCCGAACAUAAAAGUAUUUAAACAAAUUGAAUUUGAACACUUUUCAUAGCCAAAUUUGGACUGAGCCUUACUUUGACUCAUUUACAUCCUUAAUUUUAUCAAAUAUGUUUGCCUAAUCUUCUAUUAAUUUUCUUUACACAUAAUAAAAUCAUUCAUCACACCUUAUUUAAUGAAAAUGUGAGUAAAAUUAGACUUCAAAUUUUAUGCUAUAAAGAUUAUGCAUAUAUAAACAAAAAUAAAAUUAAUUUUGAAGAUAACUUGGCAAAUUUUAAUUGAGUGGAAAUCAAGUGCUUUUUAAUAUUAUCUCAAUUAAGUAACGGCAGAGACUUUUGUGAGUGUGACAACUCAAUGACUAGUUAACUCAAUAAAUAUUGUUACAUAUGAAAGUGAGUAACUACGUUAUUUAUUUUUGUGGAGGCUAGGGAGAGAAAAGUUAUAUUUAUCGAAUUAAUUGAUUCGAUUUGAUUUUUUUUCUUGAAUUAGUUUAAUUUAAUUUGAUUAAUUUUUCUUAAAAGUUUAAUUUUUGAUUUUCAGUUCAAUUUUUUAAUUAGAAUAAUCGAACUAAUUGAACCGAUUGAACUUUAAGACGAUGUUAUUUUGAUAUUUAUAAAACGAUAUUGUUUUCUUUAGUUUUGUGUGUUUUUUAUUGGUUAUUUUACUUUUUUUCAAUUUUUUUAGUUUAAUUUAUAUACUUUGAAUUCGAUUUUUAAAAUUUUUUAAAUUAAUCAAUUGAUUUGAUUUGAUUUUAUUCUUCAAUUUAAUUUAAUAAAUUAGUAAAUUCCAGUCGGUUCAAUGCACACCUCGAUUAAGAUGUGCAAAAGUCACAUCUUUGGGUUGAUUGAGCGCAAAUUUACUCCUCUAAAAUCUUAAAUAAAGGUAUUAUUUUAGAUAAAGUAUAAUAUUAGUUCUUAAAUUUAUUUUUAUAAUUAAUUAGUUAUUAUAUUUUAAUUUUUAUCAGCAUAGUCACUAAAUUUUGAUUGUUGUUAUGAUUCAAUUUUUCAAACUUUUUUUUGGGUUAAAUUUUGCUAGUAAAAUUAACAUGGUAUAUAUUAAUAUAAAUUUUAAAAUCACUUGAUUGUGAGUUUGUGUUAAUUUUAAUAUUAAGUAAUCUUAGAUUAUAUUAACAUGUACAUUACAUCAAUAUUUGAUAACAAAAUUUGAUGAAAUUUUUUUAAAAAAUAAUUAUAAUAAAAAUUAAAGUAUAGCGACCAUGAUGACAAAAAUUAAAAUUUACAAGAUUUAUAAUGUAAUUUAUUCAUUUUAUCAAAGUCCCUAGAUUUUGUUGUGUAUUUGC